Messenger RNA from Sapajus apella (tufted capuchin), 2700 nucleotides. It is a transcript of the gene RNF227, whose product is annotated as ring finger protein 227. Gene Ontology annotation, biological process: protein ubiquitination. The record is from RefSeq and is a predicted model, not a curated record. Lineage: Eukaryota; Metazoa; Chordata; Mammalia; Primates; Cebidae. The transcript is spliced from 2 exons. The coding region runs from base 1259 to 1831 and encodes 190 amino acids. Gene Ontology annotation, molecular function: ubiquitin protein ligase activity.
GAUAGCUGGUAAAUGCCAUGGGUGUAGAGAAGCCCAUUUUGUACAUAUUGGUCAAGAAGGAUGGGUGUUGAAAAUGUUGGGUACUGAGAAGUUAAAGCAAAUACAAUAAAGGCUGGUGGCACAGGAUAAUCAUACUAGCUAAUAUAGCACUUACCUGGUGCUUACUGUGUACUGGACACCGUUUGAAUCACUUUCCUCAUAUAAGCUCAUUCAGUCCUCACUAUUAUUAUCCACAUUUUAUAACUUAGGAAACCAAGGCCCAGAGAAAUUAAGUAACUUGCCCAAAGUGUCACAGCUAGAAAGAGGUGGAAGCUAGGAUUUGAACUCAAGCCAGCUGGCUCUAGACUGUGUUAUUACCCUGUACAACAGAACCUGGGCUUCAGAUUCAGGAGAGGAGGUUGAGGAGGCAGCUGUGUAUGGGUGUGGCACCAUGAAGGGAAUGUGGGUUGUGAGUGCCAUGUCCUGUUUACCAGGGGGAGAAGUCAGACCCCUGAGUCAGAGCUCAUGCUGGGGUGCUUUGCUGGGGCCAUGAUGAUGUGUGGGUGUCCAGGCCUCCGGAAGGAAAGGAUUCCCAGCAUUCCUAAAGCCAUAGCCCUGGAAUCUAGGUCCCUCCUUAGGCUGAGCUAUCAGUGAGGGUUGAGCAGUUUGAGGAGAAUGAAAUUUAGGAAGCCAGCCUUACAAGCAACACAGAGAGCUCAUGUAUAAUGAGAACUGAGGACGAAAUAGAUUCAAAGGCCCAGGGGACCACUAACGGUUGGGCAGAAUGGGCAGUGUUAGGAAACUGGGUGGGAUUGUGAAACUCACUGUGAGCAAACUGAAUAGGCCAAGGGGUCUUUAGAAACCUGUGCCAAUUACAGAAGGCUCAGGAACAGAAAAGGACCUGGGGAUUUGCACAUAGUAGAAUUAAGGAGUGCUGGCACUGCUUUUGGGGAGAAGGAAAGCUCCACCCCACUCCCUGGGAGUGGAGAGGAAGGGAGUGGAUGGGUGCUUUGGACCCCAGGGCUCUGGUCCUGGCAUGGUCUGGGCCGCCUCCCCCACUCCACCAUCGCUGUCAUUCCUGGCCUCACACCUCCACCGCCCCAACACGUGCCACCACGGGGAGCGGCCGGAUCAAGGCAUGACUCUUCGAAGGGUGGAGCCUCACUUAUUCCCCUAUUAAAAGGGGAAAGAGGCCGCGGCGCCGGCCCCAGAAGGGUCUGCUCGUUUUGUCCACGGAGACAGCAGCGUUAGCGACGUCCUCGAAUCCGCGGCGGGCACGAUGCAGCUCUUGGUGAGGGUGCCCUCUCUUCCGGAGCGGGGCGAGCUGGACUGCAACAUAUGCUACCGCCCUUUCAACCUCGGUGUCCGCGCGCCCCGCCGCCUGCCCGGGACGGCGCGUGCCCGCUGCGGCCACACGCUCUGCACCGCCUGCCUCCGCGAGCUGGCGGCGCGCGGGGACGGCGGCGGGGCUGCCGCGCGCGUGGUGCGCCUGCGCCGCGUGAUCAAGUGCCCCUUCUGCCGGGCGCCCUCGCCGCUCCCGCGCGGCGGCGUCGCGGAGAUCGCCUUCGACUCGGACUUGUGGUCGCGAUUGGAGAAAAAAGCGCGGGCCGAGUGCGAACGAGAUGAGGCGGGGAACCCGGCCAAGGAAAGCGGCGACGCUGAAGGAGAGGCGGAGGAGGAAAGGGAGAGCGAGAAGGGGGCGGGGCCUAGAAGCGCUGGGUGGUGCGUCCUCCGGAGGCUCUGGGACAGAGUCCUGGCGCCCGCGCGCCGCUGGCGGCGUCCGCUGCCUAGCAACGUGCUCUACUGUCCGGAGAUCAAAGACAUUGCCCACCUGACCCAUUGCACGUUGUAAUCGAGGAACUCGGAAGCUACAGCCAAAGGAAGCUACAGGUGGGAGCUGCAGCCUUGCGGGGGCUGAUGCCAAGACUACCCUCUCUCAGAUCCCAGGAUUGGCACGUGAUGAGAGAGAUGAGUCCAGGGCAGGAGGGAACGCCCUGGGAGGUGUUGAUGCUGAGUUGGGGAGGCUCCUAGACGAACUCGCCCCCAUCUACUGACUGUGCCAGUCUUACAUUUCCAGGAUGGAGUGGCCAAGGAAUGAUAUAAACAAAGCCUACGUUACCGUGGGAAGAAGGCAGACUGUUUUCUUAGCUGGGACUCUGGCUUUUGUCCAGGGUGGCUCUGGUGUGUGGGAGCAACAGGUCCCAUUUUAGCAAUUCUUUGUCAAUGGUUUGAUUUUUUUUUUUUUAAGAUGGAACGGGAGAGAAGAGGCUAAUUUUCGCGUCAUGUUAAUCUCACUUCUCUGGCAUGUAAGGGUGCUGGUAUGCCUGCUGUCUCCCCACUCCCAGUUCUGUGCUCCAAAAAUUGAGAUGGCUCCCUGCCUAUGACUAUGACUAGGAGCCUUACUUCAUUUUUGAAUCUCCCUUCAACCUGCUAGGGCAGGUAUCAGAAAUUCCACAGGGCAUUUAUGUAAGGUACCUAAUUAGAGCCUAUCAAAGUAGGAAGGGAGAGCCAUUUGGGAAAGGCAUCAUAUUUCAAACUUUUGCUAUUAUCUGUGUUAUCUUUACAGUCACAGGGAAACAAUGGUGCUAUUGAAAAGAUAUUUAUACAAUUUUACAAUUUUAAGCUUGUAUCCCAUAAUGGGACAUCACCUGUUGUAUAUAUGCCAUAAAUUCUAUUUUAAAAUCCUGUAUCUUACCACCAUAUAGUCAUAGUCAAAGACCA